CACAACAAUGGCGGACGCUUCAUUUCAAUUCUUCAACAAUGUCUCUCACCCUUCUUCAUCGCCACUACCCUUCCAUCACUUUUUAAAUACUCCUUCAUCUCUCUCUUUCUCUCUCACAUUACUUCCCUCUUCUCCAUUUUCCCCUCACAUACUCUCUCCAAUUUUAGCCCCUCGCCAUGGGAGUUGCUCUUCCUGAUGCUGCCAUGGACGCCGUCCAGAAGCGCCUCAUGUUCGAGGACGAGUGCAUUUUAGUGGAUGAGAAUGACUGUGUCGUUGGUCAUGAAUCCAAGUAUAACUGUCACUUGAUGGAAAAUAUAGAAUCUAAGAACUGGCUGCAUCGUGCUUUCAGCGUCUUUUUAUUCAAUUCCAAAUAUGAAUUGCUUCUUCAGCAACGAUCUGCAACAAAAGUGACAUUUCCGCUUGUCUGGACGAACACUUGCUGCAGUCAUCCGUUGUAUAGAGAAUCUGAACUAAUUGAGGAGGAUGCUCUUGGUGCAAGAAAUGCUGCACAAAGGAAGCUUUUAGACGAACUCGGUAUUCCAGCUGAAGACGUCCCAGUCGACCAGUUCAUUCCCCUCGGUCGCAUGCUAUACAAGGCACCCUCGGAUGGCAAAUGGGGGGAGCAUGAAUUGGACUACCUCCUCUUCAUUGUUCGAGAUGUCAAUGUGAACCCGAACCCAGACGAAGUGGCAGACGUGAAAUACGUGACCAAGGAGCAGUUGAAGGAGCUUCUAAGAAAAGCAGAUGCUGGAGAAGAGGGGUUGAAGCUCUCCCCUUGGUUCAGGCUUGUAGUGGACAACUUUUUGUUCAGUUGGUGGGAUCAUGUGGAGAAGGGGACUCUCAAGGAAGCUGCUGACAUGAAAACAAUUCACAAGUUGACUUAAGAAAAGAAACAAAAAAAAAAUCUCAGAAUUCUUGUUGUUAGUUUAUGAAUCCUUGUCUUCCAUAGCUUGAAUUUUCAAUAAGAUCUGAACUUCAUCUAUGCUUAUUUAUUUUCAGUCUUUUACAGGAAUCUACAAAAUUAUUUUCAUAGAUUUGAAUUGUAAUGUGAAAAUAAGUGCAAGAUUUUGUAACUUAUGGGAAGUUGGGAGUUUUUUUAAUUGGACUAAAGUCUUGAUCGUGACCUUAUUUUAUUCUUC
Messenger RNA from Cucumis sativus (cucumber), 1139 nucleotides. RefSeq names its product isopentenyl-diphosphate Delta-isomerase I. Gene Ontology annotation, molecular function: isopentenyl-diphosphate delta-isomerase activity. The transcript has 6 exons. Gene Ontology annotation, biological process: isopentenyl diphosphate biosynthetic process; isoprenoid biosynthetic process. Gene Ontology annotation, cellular component: cytoplasm. The record is from RefSeq and is a predicted model, not a curated record. Bases 177 to 884 code for a protein of 235 amino acids. NCBI's taxonomy places the organism in Eukaryota, Viridiplantae, Streptophyta, Magnoliopsida, Cucurbitales, Cucurbitaceae.